This is a messenger RNA of Tricharina praecox, 2017 nucleotides long. RefSeq lists its product as uncharacterized. Lineage: Eukaryota; Fungi; Ascomycota; Pezizomycetes; Pezizales; Pyronemataceae. Gene Ontology annotation, biological process: asparaginyl-tRNA aminoacylation. The coding region runs from base 91 to 1806 and encodes 571 amino acids. Gene Ontology annotation, cellular component: mitochondrion. Gene Ontology annotation, molecular function: nucleic acid binding; asparagine-tRNA ligase activity; ATP binding. The transcript has 3 exons. The record is from RefSeq and is a predicted model, not a curated record.
GGCUCCGCGAACGACCCCCGCUGCGUGCCUCCCUCCACGCUCCCUCGCUCCCUCCUCCCUCGCUCCCUCCUCCCGUCCCCACCGCUCGCCAUGCCGAUGUGCGCGCGUGCUGCUAGGCUCUCGGUCCCGUCCACACGGCAAUUCCUCUGCAGUCGCGCUUGCCCGCCGUCGUCGCGGCGCCCAAUCAUCAACCCGCGUUUCUCGUCAUCAUUACCAACGCCAUCGUCUGCGUCGGCCCCGUCCCACUCCAGUCCGGCGCCUGAGCAGCAACUCCCACGGACCAUCGCGUCCCUUCUACACCCUGGUUCCGCUGCCAACACCACCACCACCACCACCACCACCACCACCACCUCCACCUCCACCGUCACCACCUCCACAACCGACGCAAGAAGUGAUCAGCCGGACAUUGGCAUUGACGUUGGCACCGGCACUGGGACUGGGACUGGCAAUGGCAUUGGGGCGGAUAGCACCAACGUAACGGUGCACGGAUGGAUAAAGUCGGUCAGACGUAUGGGGAAAGUCAGUUUCGCAAGCGUCACCGACGGUACCACAUCUACGCCCCUACAGGCUGUUCUGGCGAAGCCUCAAGUAGCAGGGUUAUCGACAGGUUCUAGCGUGCGGAUCUCCGGGGAAUGGAAGCAAUCUAGAUCGGGCACUGUACAGCAGAACGAGCUCGUUGCUGCGGAUGUCCAGCUGCUCGGAGGGGCAGAUCCUGCAACAUACCCACUCCAGAAGAAGUACCAAACCACCGAGUACCUUCGGACUCUCCCUCAUCUGCGCCCGAGGAUACCCUUCAACGCCGCAGUGCUGCAGUUGCGGUCGUUCAUGUCCCAGACUCUGACAUCUUUCUUUGCGGAAAACGAAUUCGUGCAAUGUUAUCCUCCCAUCAUCACUUCAUCGGACUGUGAAGGCGCUGGAGAAGUCUUCACGGUUUCGUCCAACGAAAAAGGCAAUGGUCAUUUCUUCAGGACGCCAAAAUACCUCACUGUUUCAUCUCAGCUUCACCUGGAGGCGUUGGCUGCGGCCUUACCGCGAGUGUGGACUCUGUCGCCCACGUUCAGGGCAGAGAAAUCCGAUACGUCCCGUCAUCUGAGCGAAUUUUACAUGCUCGAGGCGGAGUUGUCGUUCAUUGAGACGCUGGACCCCCUGUUAAAUGUGACUGAAGAUAUGAUACGUCGAUUGGUAUCCGCCCUGAAGACAUCAAGGAUUGGCCAGGAUAUACUGGCGCUCUCGGGCGACAUGAUGCCGGAACUAGAAGCACGGUGGGAGGGGCUAGUCCAGCCGGGAGGAUGGAAGAGGUUGACGUACUUGUCCGCCAUCGAGGUUCUCCAAGCGGCAGAGGAGCAGGGCAAAGUCGAGUUUCAGUUUCCAGCGCGAUGGGGCGAGAGUCUCCAGAGCGAGCACGAGAAAUAUCUGGCGGGCCGAUACGGCCCUGUAUUCGUCACCGAUUACCCCCGCGAAAUCAAGCCGUUCUACAUGCUGCCGUCGCAUGGCGACGCUAGGACUGUUGCAUGCUUCGAUCUGCUGUUCCCGGUCGUCGGCGAGCUAAUCGGCGGCUCGCUCAGGGAGCAUCGCUACGAAGAGUUGGUGCAGAAUAUGCGAUCGCACGGGUUAAUAUCCGGUGACGGCGACGCCGGCAUCGAGCAGUCCGGGUUGCGAUGGUACACGGAUCUUCGCAAAUAUGGCAGCUCGCCUCAUGGCGGCUUUGGUAUGGGCAUGGAUAGACUGAUCUGCUACCUCAGCGGUGUGGGAAACAUCCGAGACGUGGUAGCUUUUCCGCGGUGGGUGGGGAGGUGUGAUGCCUAGGCUGGGUUUGGCACCCUUUGGAUCGCCGGGAGACGGAAGCACGGCUAUCUGCCUCAGUCGACUCUCCCAAGAAUGCAUCCGAUUUGUAGAGAUCCGUAAUCUGGGAUAGGCAGACAAGUGCAGUGUUGCGGCAGCUGAGCAUCAAGUGAACCGCCCGCCAACCACGGGAUGCCCCCCACCACCACCAUCACCACCACCACCACCACCACCA